This is a messenger RNA of Penicillium pulvis, 645 nucleotides long. RefSeq names its product CSN8/PSMD8/EIF3K family protein. Lineage: Eukaryota; Fungi; Ascomycota; Eurotiomycetes; Eurotiales; Aspergillaceae. The record is from RefSeq and is a predicted model, not a curated record. The transcript has 3 exons. Gene Ontology annotation, cellular component: COP9 signalosome. Gene Ontology annotation, biological process: protein deneddylation; COP9 signalosome assembly. The coding region runs from base 1 to 645 and encodes 214 amino acids.
AUGGAGAUCCCUCCUCCCUCCACCGAACAGCUCUCGAAGCUGGCUGCGUCAAACUUGCCUCCGUCCCAACUAUUUGAGAUCUUAUCGCGAUAUGAAACAGACGCUCGUCUGCUUUUAGCAGGCAAUGAUGAUCCACAGUUGUUAAGCUUGUUCUAUUCUACAUUCUUCUUCGCUCACCUCCUCACGGAGCAAGUACCCGAAGCCCGUGCUCUAAGCCAGCGAUUUCCUGAGGCUCUACGCCACCAAGAUCCUUACUUGCAGAGCUGUUUGACUCUUCUACGAGCCAUCUGGCAAAAACGACAUGAUCAGAUUUACCAGAUCCUGCGGAAUCUUCCUUGGUCAGAAGGGCUACAACCUUUAGUCCAGAGAUAUGAAAGCUUCUUCCAGGACCAAUCCUUGAUCGCCGUCAGCACUUCCUACGAGGCAAUGCGACUUCCAACAGCAGCAACCUACUUGGGUCUAGACUCCACGGCCGCAGAACAAGGAGACCCGGCCGUUAUAAAGAAAUUCACGGAUUGUGGAUGGAAAUGGGAUGCAGAAGCUAAGCUGCUAUAUCCAACCCCGAUUGUUCUACAAUCUGUCGAUGAGCGACCAUUAAACGGGAUCCAGGAUGCAAUGAAAUUGCUUGGUAACCGUCGUAAUUGA